Molecule: messenger RNA, 5502 nt
Organism: Xenopus laevis (African clawed frog)
Lineage: Eukaryota; Metazoa; Chordata; Amphibia; Anura; Pipidae
Gene: csk.S
Product: C-terminal Src kinase S homeolog
Exons: 14
Coding region: 755-2107 (450 amino acids)
Cellular component (GO): cytoplasm; membrane
Molecular function (GO): protein tyrosine kinase activity; ATP binding; kinase activity
Source: RefSeq, a predicted model, not a curated record
UGGCGGACGGGAAAGUGUUGCAGCUCACGCCCUAGGUUUGGUUUUUGUUUGCGCAUGCCCAAUACCGCGGGUGGACCUGGCACCGUUUCCGCUGUCAGGGCCGCGUUUGAGAAGACAGUGAGCGGAGGCCUUACCCUGCACAACCGAAGCGAACCGGGGACGUAGUGCACUGUGCCUCAUAAAUCAGUGCACCACCUAUUUACUUCCUGACAAGGAGGGUCGUUCGGCAUUGCUUCUAUUUUCUGCUCUCUUUCCUAAAAUUACCUAUUGAUUCCUGCUAGGGACAUCUACUUCAUAAAUCAUAUUGCCCUUGUUACUAUCUCAUCUCAAACAUCCACUAUCUCAAUCGCCAACACUCUGCUUCUUGUCAUUCGUAGUUGCCCUUUAUCCAUUCUAAUUAUCCCUCGUCCCAUUCAUAUCACAGCUGUCUUCCUUUAAAUACAUUCUGUACCCUCCCCCAUUUAAGUCUGUCCCCACACACAGCCAUUAGUCCUAUGUUGUAAGCUUGCAUCCCACCUCCCCACCCUUCUCUCACCCUCCCCAUCUGACCCUGCUCUCCAAACCUCUGGGACUUCCCCUUUAUUGAAAGCACCGGACCUUGGCACCUCCAGGGGUGAAGACACACAUGGAUAUUCUUCGGCGUGAGUCACCGAAACGUUUAAAAACCCGCUGAUGUAUCAAAGAUGUUAUCAGGUCUGAUGAUACUGUGUGGAUAUUUCUCUCUGUGAGACUUCUCAGCAUAUAUAGCCCCAACAUGUCGGUGGUGCAGUCCCCUUGGCAGGCUGGCACAGAAUGCAUUGCUAACUAUGACUUCCAGGGAAAGGGUGAGCAGGACCUUCAUUUUAGUAAAGGUGAAGUGCUGACCAUCGUGGCUGUGACAAAGGAUUCCAAUUGGUACAAGGCAAGGAACAAAGUUGGGAGUGUUGGAUUCAUUCCUGCAAACUAUGUCCAGAAGAGAGAAGGAGUGAAAUCUGGAACCAAACUCAGCCUUAUGCCGUGGUUUCAUGGCAAGAUAACCCGAGAGCAAGCUGAACGUCUCUUAUAUCCUCCCGAGACAGGCUUAUUCCUUGUGCGAGAGAGUACAAACUAUCCUGGUGAUUAUACUCUAUGUGUGAGCUGUGAAGGGAAAGUGGAGCAUUACCGCAUUAUCUAUUCUUCUGGCAAGCUGAGCAUUGAUGAAGAAGAAUACUUUGAAAAUCUCAUGCAACUGGUGGAGCACUAUACCAAUGAUGCAGAUGGUCUGUGCACAAACCUGAUAAAGCCCAAGUUGAUGGAGGGAACAGUAGCCGCCCAGGAUGAAUUUUCCCGGAGUGGCUGGGCCCUCAAGAUGAGAGAUCUUAAACUGCAGCACACCAUUGGCAAGGGAGAAUUUGGAGAUGUCAUGCUUGGAGAACUUCAAGGAGUGAAAGUAGCUGUUAAAUGUAUCAAGAACGAUGCCACGGCACAAGCAUUUAUAGCGGAAGCUUUGGUGAUGACGCAAUUACAACAUAAAAAUCUGGUACGGUUGCUGGGAGUGAUUGUUGAAGAUAAAAGUGAUUUGUUUAUCGUGACAGAAUUCAUGGCAAAGGGAAGCCUAGUGGAUUAUUUGAGGUCUCGGGGAAGGUCGGUGCUAGGGGGAGAAUGUCUACUAAAGUUCUCGUUCGAUGUAUCAGAAGGCAUGGAAUAUCUUGAAAGUAAUAACUUUGUGCACAGAGAUCUAGCCGCACGAAAUGUGUUGGUAUCGGAAGAGAAUAUUGCUAAGGUCAGUGACUUUGGACUCACCAAGGAAGCAUCUGCCAUACAGGAUUCAAGCAAACUGCCUGUUAAGUGGACAGCACCAGAAGCAUUGCGGGAUAAGCUCUUUUCGACUAAGUCUGAUGUGUGGAGUUUCGGAAUUCUGUUAUGGGAAAUUUAUUCCUUUGGCCGAGUGCCUUAUCCUCGCAUUGCCCUCAAAGAUGUGGUACCAAAGGUGGAGAAUGGGUAUAAAAUGGAUGCACCUGAUGGAUGUCCUCCUGUUGUGUAUGAUGUGAUGAAGCAGUGCUGGCAUCUGGACCCAAAACAGCGACCCACUUUUAGGAAGCUGCGAGAACAGCUAGAACAUAUCAAAGCUAAGGAACUGUUUCAUUGAAGCAAGUGCAAGGCUUGGGGUCCUCUGUCAUCACAGAGCCAUUCCUUGGCCCAAGAGACUCCACAACAUCAAGAAUAUGAGAUAUAACACCAGAAAGUAAUAAUUACUUAUUGGGCUCUCUUGACCUACAUGUCUUGCACUAGCUACCACCUUAGUGCCCAUACAAUAUUCUUAUAAUCUGCUGGUCUGUGGAAGGAUGCAGAUGUUUUCUUACAUUGAUUUCUGCCAAAUCUCACCCUCGUGUUAUAAUUGCCUGUGGCGUGAAAGACUUCGUGAAGAUCAGCUGAGAAUCGCUAAUUGGAAAAUAUUGCAUUGGCUUUGGACACAAUGUGAGGCAAACAAAACAAUCCAGUCCAGUUCUGUUACAGCUAAGGAUUCAUUUUACAGACUGGAAAAAUCACUUCUGUAUCUUGUCUGCCUUAUUUAAUACAGUCCAUCGUAACCAAUAUACAGAGCUGACUGACAGUACAUGUUGACUUCUCAUGUUCUCAAUCUCACGAUUGCCUACCUUUUUUACACACAUGCUGCUGACUUUAUUCAACAGUAUUGUGUACUCUCAAGCAUAGAUAAAGUCCCUCCCAACCUGAGAAUGUAACUACUGUAUUAUAUACAGAUACUUUUGUAUCCCAGUACCCCAUGUAGGCUCACGUUAACCCAUGUCCAUAAAACAAAAUCAAUUUACAGAAUGAAGAAGAAAAUGAAUGCAAACAUUUCUACUUCCUAUAGCAUUUAAAUUCAAUUUUACAUUUCAAAUAAAUCCAGUGCUAGCAGGGUACAGGGUUUCUCUCCACUGCUUGACAGUUCUGCUAUCAUUGUUACCUGCUAUCAUUGUUACCAAGCAGCAACACAUUGGUCUGAAUUGCUGUGUUUCUGGUUUCCAAGUCAUACUGGACAUUCCCUUAAAUUACAAGUUAUUCUCUCAGCUCUCCUUAUUGAUGUGGCAUUUUUGUGGUGGAAAGUGAAUUCCACAGCCUUUUUUAUUGGCAGGCUCCAAUAAAUAUUGAGUGUGUCAUUUUGCAAGUGCUACAAUUUAAACGUGUCUAUUAACAAGUCAGGACACGCACAUUUGUGUAACCUCAGAGUUUGGUUCUUUUAGAUCCAAUAACACUUCAGUUAGUUCUUCUCAGCCCCAAAAGCUCUUGCAGCAAGGGAGUCUGGAUGGUCUCAGUACAGUAAAUCAUGCCUUCAUAUGUCUGAAAGUUUAUUUUUCUAACACAGAUGCUAGAGGAAAAACUGUCUGAAGCUGAAUGUUCAUAUUAUCGGCGUCUUGGACCAUUACUUUGUUUUAAUACCGAGUUAACGUCUUAACUCUGCGGUUGGCAGGUGAUAAAGUUACUACAUCUUGCAAGGCUAAGAGGCAACCCGGUGGCUGCCGUUUUUCCAUGUCAACUUAACCCAAGCGUGGCACUAUCAUACAAUUGGUGUACACUAUCAGAACUGAAAGGAAGACUGAGCUUGAUGAACUUGGUCAAUUUCCUGAAGAAUUUCCAUUCUAGAUCAUGUACAUAAAUACUGUUUACGAUUUUAGCAAACAUGCUGUUGUAAGACCCAAAGGAGAACUGUAGGACAUUCAUGUUAGCUCAGGAAGCAAUUUAAUGAUUAAUUCCUAGAGCUGCAAUAAGCGUUUUGAAGAAACCGCAAGCAACACACACACAAUCUGCUCCAAGCCCAGGCCUUUCUCGGUUCCAUUUGUGCUUCUCUAGUAGAAUGUGGUUGGACACAAAUGGAGAGACAACUUUGUGGGCCUGUUGCAGCGGGACUUGAGUGUUGGUGAUAAUCAUGACACAUCCUGACUAUAUGUUAUUUGAGUGACAAUAGACCUUAAGCAUCUUUUUUUUUUGUAGCAAUGUUUUCGAGUUUCUGGAAAAACCUCAUAAAUCACAUUUCAGUUGCCUCUGAUGUUAAAGGGGAACUAUUGCCAAAGUCAUUGUAAACAAUCAUUUCUUCAACUAACAAACACAAUUCUGCAGUUAACCUCCUAAACACACGAUAUAGAUGACAGGCAAAGCUUCCUAUUCAUUUAUUUACUUAUUUUCUCAUAAGCAACUGUCCUGACCAGUGAGAAUCCUGUAGUGGAGAUCAGAGAUUGAUGACCAACUUUCAAACAGUCUCAGUUUUAUGGAUUAUUAACACCUGUCGCUCCUCCUCCAUUAAGUGCUGCGUUCAAACGGGUGCUAAUGAUAAUCUUCUUAAUGCAUGUUUAUGCUGUCUUGUUUAUGUAUUCAGUAUAGAGAGGGGGAAUGCCUGAAGCAGAUAUGUGUAUUCUUUUAUCAUAGCACAACCCACUGUCUGACCAAAGUGGAUUUUAAGCAUUUCUCUUACUGACGCUCAGACUUGGUGCUGCUUCAAAGAAACACUGCUCUAAGACAUAUCUCCUUGAAUUUUAAGUACGUCCCAUAACACUGUAGUGGGGCUGUGAUACACUAAUUAAAUACAUGCACCCUCAUUCAUCUUCAUAGGCUUUCUAUUGGCUGGUUUCAAAGGCCCGUAAGAAAAAUAUAAUGAAGACCCAGGGAGAAGCAUAUUAGUAACAGGGUGUCUAAACUCGGCGCUAAUAGGAGGAGUAACAUCUCUUUUAAGGAGGUGCACCAUGCUGAUUGGUCAGAAGGGAGCUGCAGCUUGAAGCAUAGGAAUGGUAAAAGUGAAAAAAAAAGCAAUUGUGCAUUCAUGUUAAUUCAUUUUUACUGCAUAAUAAAUCCCAUUAGUGAUUUUUGGAUUUGCAAUAGUUCCCCUUUAAUUGUGUAAAUGAGAUGGAAACCGUUUCUUUCUAACCAUAUUUGGUUAAAAAGAGGGAGCCAUUGACGGUUGUCCCAAAAUGAUAUUUUGCUCUGUGCAUUGUGAGAUGGGCAGUUGGGUGAGGACAUGCUGAAGGCACAUAGUGACAGUUGCAGAUUUGCUGGGACUUGUACCAGUUUAUCUUACUGACAGGGAGCUCUUCUCACUUAGAGAGCCUGAAUGGUCUGUCUUAUUUGUGCGCUUGUGUUAUAAAGUUUGCAGUUGUUUUGUAUGUCGAUUUCUUUUUUUUUUUUUUUCUUUUUAUGAGGGUCUAAUUUUUGUCAUAUACUAUAUAAAAAUGUAUGUAUUUUUUAUAUUUUGUUACAAAUCACAAAUCAGUCUGCCUUUUUAUUUAGGAAAGACUUUUACUGAAGUACGAAUCUUAUUUUUAUUGUAUACAAAAGGGGUAUUCGGGGAAGGAUGGGAUAAUGCAACAAUCACAUUGGAAAGGAGAACUCGCUUGGCUUUAAUCUUGUGAAUUUGUGUGCAUGCCGUUUUGUGUCUUCUUUUCCAAAGGCCUUUCCUUUUCAUUCCUGUCCAGUGCUUUAAACUCCAUGUGUAUGCUGCAUUUGGUUGGAUUAAUAGUGUAAAAUAAACCAUUCCAUAUGGGUGACCCUUCA